This is a messenger RNA of Boleophthalmus pectinirostris (great blue-spotted mudskipper), 3172 nucleotides long. Its product is annotated as lysyl oxidase homolog 4-like. The coding region runs from base 42 to 2735 and encodes 897 amino acids. The record is from RefSeq and is a predicted model, not a curated record. Gene Ontology annotation, biological process: peptidyl-lysine oxidation. Gene Ontology annotation, molecular function: copper ion binding; protein-lysine 6-oxidase activity. The transcript is spliced from 15 exons. NCBI's taxonomy places the organism in Eukaryota, Metazoa, Chordata, Actinopteri, Gobiiformes, Gobiidae. Gene Ontology annotation, cellular component: membrane.
UUCUUUCUCUCAGAGACUCUUGGCUGAGACCAUCUAACAGGAUGCUGAGCCUCAGCUCCCUGUUUCUGCUCCUGCUUUGCUCCGCUCAGCUCUCUGCUCAGGAUGUGCUGGUGCGACUCGCAGGUGUGGGCCGACGCGGUCCUAACGAGGGCCGUGUGGAGGUCUUCUAUAACGGAGCCUGGGGCACAGUCUGUGAUGAUGAGGUGGACCUCAGUCUGGCCAGUGUGGUCUGCCGACAGCUGGGCUUCCAGCGUGGCCUCACAUGGGCACACAGUGCCAAGUUUGGUGAAGGACAAGGUUUGAUCUGGCUGGACAAUGUAAUGUGCACAGGCACAGAGCAGUCCAUUGCAGAGUGCCGCUCCAAUGGUUGGGGAAUCAAUGACUGCUCUCAUGGUGAGGACCUGGGUGUAAUUUGUAGCCCUGAGAGGAGGCCAGGCUUCCCUCCUGCAACAAUGGAUGAAACCUCUUACACCCAGUCCCGACAAAGGGGUCCUGAACCUGUGGCGCCUCCGGCCGAACCCGCUCCCCCCGCCCACAACCCCUCACGGGGCCACCAAAUUGCCCUUCAUCGUGGGACAACUUCAUCGCGCCGUAGCAGCCUGUCGCCGCAGCAAAACGGACACGAGAUCCAGAUCCUCCGCAGGCAGCGAGGAGGCUCCAGACCAGGGCAACAGACCAACUCAGCUGUGCCACAGGGGCACCAGUUGCCAUCUCGCCUCAUCAACAGCGCUGCUUACAGGCAGAGACAUGACACUACAAGGACCGCUCCACAGGCAGUGAGACGAGAGGCGGAGGGCCAAGAUAACAGACCCCCAGCCCAUUCACAGCUGCAGUCUGAGAGACGUUCCAACAGACAGCCCCUCAGUGGGAACCAUGUGGACCCUGAACCUGUUUAUCCAGAUGCAGGAUAUGAGACGGACUACACACAGGGGGCAGAGAGGGCUCAUUUGGAGGAGGUUCGUCUUCGGCCCGUGUUGACCGGCAAUCAUGGCGGUCUGGUCACAGAGGGGGUGCUGGAGGUCAAACAUGCUGGAAAAUGGCGUCACGUGUGCAACCACGGAUGGGACCAGAGCAGUAGCCGUGUGGCCUGUGGUAUGCUGGGAUUCCCUGCUGCAGAGGCCUUGGACACGAACCCCUACAAGAAACUGUGGGACUCCAAAUUAUCAGAUCCAUCUUCCAGGCUUAGGAGCUUGAUUUCUAAGAAGGCUUACUGGGUGGAGAAGGUCCAGUGUCAGGGAGUGGAGCCCUCUCUGUCGAAAUGCCAGGCCCAGCUGUCUCUGCCCCGGACGGACGUGCCCUGUCGCGGGGGCAUGCACGUGGUCGUCCGCUGUGUCCCUGGGUCCCAGUUCACGCGCUCCGGCAGAUCUCCACCUCCUCCCCCUUCACCUCCAGCUGUACGUCUGAAGUCCGGGCCCAGGCUUGGAGAGGGCCGGGUGGAGGUCCUAAGAGAGGGCAAAUGGGGAACCAUCUGUGACCAUCUGUGGGACAUCAGUGCUGCCAGCGUGGUCUGCAGAGAGCUGGGCUUUGGGACCGCUAAAGAGGCCCUGGGACAGGCUCAGCUAGGACAGGGUACCGGUCCCAUCCACAUGAACAGUGUCCAGUGCACAGGACGUGAGAGGACCAUCACAGAAUGCUCCUACAGACCUGUGCCGCUGUAUACCUGCAAACACAACCAGGAUGUGUCUGUGCGAUGCAACGUGCCCACCACUGGGCUACAAGCUACGGUGCGCUUGGCUGGAGGGAGGGAGCGGUCAGAGGGUCGGGUGGAGGUGCUUAUGGACAUUGGAGGUGUGAAGCGAUGGGGUUCAGUGUGCAGCGAAAACUGGGGUAUCAAUGAAGCCAUGGUCGUGUGUCGACAGCUGGGUCUUGGCUUUGCGUCCAAUGCUCACCAGGAGACGUGGUACUGGCCUAGCUCUGCAGAUGCUAGAGAGGUGAUACUGAGCGGGACUCACUGCAUUGGCAACGAAAUGUCCAUCCAACAAUGUCGUCGAAACACAAAUGUCUACUGUCCCAGAGGAGGAGAGGGCCGGGCUGCAGGAGUCACUUGUGUAGAGGCGGCCCCUGAUCUGGUGGUGGAUGCUCAGUUGGUCCAGGAGACAGCAUACUUGGAGGACCGGCCCCUGCACCUGCUCACCUGCGCCCAAGAGGAGAACUGCCUGUCGUCCUCAGCGGCGCGCAUGCACUGGCCAUAUGGACACCGCCGCCUGCUGCGCUUCUCCUCACGCAUCAUGAACGUGGGACAGGCCGACUUCAGGCCACGGGCCUCCAGGGAGGACUGGGUCUGGCACCAGUGUCACAGGCACUACCACAGUAUUGAAGUCUUCACCCACUAUGAUCUAUUGACACUCAAUGGGACUAAAGUUGCCGAAGGCCACAAAGCAAGUUUCUGUCUGGAGGACACUUACUGCCCUGAAGGCCUCCAUAAGCGCUAUGCCUGCUAUAAUAUGGGACAGCAAGGCAUCUCUGUGGGCUGCUGGGACACGUAUCGCCACGACAUUGACUGUCAGUGGGUCGAUAUCACCGAUGUCCGUCCGGGCGAGUACAUCUUCCAGAUUGAGGUGAAUCCUUCUUUAGACAUGGCAGAGUCCGACUUUCAGAACAAUGUGAUGCGGUGUCGGUGCAAGUACGAUGGAGCUCGAGUUUACAUGUUUGGCUGUCACGCAGGCGACGCUUAUAGCGCAGAGGUGGAGGAUUUGUUCGACCAUCAACGUCAGAUUUCAAACAACUUCCUGUGAACCCAAAUAUAAUGAUGAAAACAGCUGAGUACACCUCAAGAUGCAAAGGGAAAAUCUGACCUGGGCAUAUAUGGGUGUUUAAACAAACAGGGACCUAACACGUUUGCAGAGACUGUUUCUGCAAGUCAAGAACUUGAAAAUAAGAAACUGAGAAUUCGGGCAAACAUGGUGUCAUUGUGGUGAAAGUAGAGUAACUUACAUUUUUACAUUUUACAAAUAUACUCCCUUGAUUAAAACAAAAUCAUGUUGAAUACAGUAAUAACAAAAAGGAAUAUGACAUCCCUUUCAUUAAGUUGAGAGACAGAUAGUGUCUAUUGUCAUUUUCUUUCACUGUUCAUUUCAAAAUGUAGUACAUCUAAUUUUGUGAUCUGGUUUUGUUGUUUUUAUUUCAUGGUGCUAUUUUGCCGUAUUUGAAUAAAUAUUGUGAUGUAAUGCAA